Penicillium cinerascens is the source of this 884-nucleotide messenger RNA. Its product is annotated as HpcH/HpaI aldolase family protein. Gene Ontology annotation, molecular function: aldehyde-lyase activity. The transcript has 5 exons. Gene Ontology annotation, cellular component: cytoplasm. The record is from RefSeq and is a predicted model, not a curated record. Bases 69 to 884 code for a protein of 271 amino acids. Lineage: Eukaryota; Fungi; Ascomycota; Eurotiomycetes; Eurotiales; Aspergillaceae.
UUUCAACACUCCGGUGAUUCUACUGCUUGCGUUGAUUUGAGCUUCGAUCGUCGGAAUUAUUUGAUAAGAUGUCUUUUACUACCGCUAUCCAGCGAAGCCUCAAGGGCCCUUCGCCAGCAUUCGGCUUCUGGCUCACUCUCCCCAGUGCUGCUGUUGCUAAGACUAUUCUUCACGGUGCCUCCGGAUCUUCAACAAAGUUCAGCUGGGUUCUGGUUGAUGCAGAGCACGGUUUGAUUUCCGACACCAAUUAUUAUGAGCUCAACAAUGCUGUUGGUUCUGAAGACGCCAGCCCCGUCGUUCGGGUUCCCUGUGCGGAGGAAUGGAUGAUCAAGCGCGCGCUUGAUGCUGGAGCUCACGGUAUUAUGACACCCAUGUGCCACUCGGAGGUUGAUGCUGCCAAGAUCGUUAGCUGGUGCAAGUACCCGCCUCUCGGAACCCGUGGCUACGGCCCCAUGUUCGCCCCUCACUCUUUCCCCGGAGUCAACCCCGGCCCCGAGUACGACGAGGGCUCCCAGCAGGGUGUGACCGUGACCGUGCAAAUCGAGUCGCGUCCCGGUGUUGAGAACGUCGAGAAGAUUGCCGCCACACCGGGGAUCGACGUCCUCUUUAUCGGACCUUUCGAUCUCUCUAAGCAGAUGGGUGUUACUCGCGGUGGCGAGGAGCACGAGGCUGCUAUCCAGCGUAUUUUGGCUGCUGCUCAUGCGAAUGGCAAGAAGGCUGCGAUCUUCUGUACCGAUGGAAAUGAUGCUCGCAUGCGUGCCGAGCAAGGAUUCGAUAUGAUUUCCGUUAACACCGACGUUGGUGUUAUCCGGGCGGGUAUGUUGAACGAGUUGAAAACGGCCAAUGGAGAGACCGUCAAGGGUGGCUCGCGUGAGGGUUACUAG